AUGAAACUCUCAGCUGCCUUGCUCAGCAUACUAGUGGUUCUCACCUCCGCCCUAACCAUCUCCCCAACCUCGACAGGGAACAAUGACUCCGCCAUCGAAUGCGGCGAUCUAGGCGUCAUGGUCAUUCCUGCAGCGGAUCUCCCCGAAGGCGUCCUUCCCAGCGACGUCCGCAAAUGCAGAGAGCAUCCACUCGGCCGCAACAGGUACCUUGAGAGUGCAUCGCUGGCACCGCUAGACCCGGUGGAUGUCCAGGCCUUGACGGGCAAUACGGCUUCAGGGGGAGCACGCUCAGAACCUAAGCACCUCAACACUUCCGAGCCACAGGCCUGCUACAGGGAUGCGCCGUACGGGUGCUCGAAGGGAUACUGCUGGAAGGUCUGCGGUAGCAAUGGCGAGUGGUGCUGGACGGCCAAGGGCGGUGGGGCCGGGGCGUGUGUUUUGAGAGAGGCGUACCAUAUAUUACUAUUCAACUCUAGACUCUCUCUCCCUAUCAUCAUGGGCGCAUCGACCGAGAUACACCCCGCAUUUUUCCGUCUUCCGGUAGAACUGAGAUUGCAGAUCUAUGCCCUGUCGUUGAACCGCGCCGUGCCCCCGCACAGCCUUCUCCGCGUCUGCCGCCAAGUGCGGGCGGAAGCACUCUCCGUCGUGCUGCGCAAGAGACGCUUCUUCGAGAGGCUAGACCAUCUCGUAACAUGGCUCCAGCAGAGCCCGGCGCAUCUGCUACCUCUGGUCCGGUCGAUCCACGUCAAUUGCAUCGUGGGCAGCGCGUUGUUCGCCGCGCCGGCGCCGAAGCCAUCCACAUUGUGGCAAGAGAUGUACCGAAGCAUCGUCUCGACGGCCCCAACCCGCUCACCCGCCCCCGUGGGUCCUCUACCCGCGUCCGUGGUCGCAGAAGCACUGGCCGCGCUGAGUGGGGUCCGCGACUUUGGGAUCUUCGUCAUGCAGAACAUCGCGCGCCCCAGCUCCCCCCCGUUCCUCGCCGACCAGCGUCUGCUCCUGACCACUCUGGGGACCCGCAUGCCGCAGAUCCAGAAACUGGAGCUGGACAUCGACUUCGUUUCCUUGGAUGUUCUGCGUUGGUUCGCUGCUGAGCUGCAUCAUCUGACAAUCUCAGGGUACGCCGCGGCCGCGGACAACAACAACAACGACGAUGACAAGGCAACAGACACCAUCGCUAUAUUCCGGGACCUCAGACACCUUCAAAGCUUGACGCUGCUGAACGAAAUGAACACGCUGCUGGCCCGCGUGGUCGACAAGGAUGCGUCCCGCCUGGCUCCGCUUGUCGCCGUGACGCCGGAGGUGGUGCGGGAGAUGCAUCCGCUGCAGGGGUUCGCGAUCACGAGCUUGCACGAUCAACACUUCGAGUCCCACUUCCUGACGGCGGCAAUGAUCCGUGCGCUACUGCAUACGCAUGCGGAUACCUUGCUGAAACUGGAGAUCUGGAGCGACGGCCAGGUGACCGAUGAGGUGGCCGUCGAGUUGACGAAGUUGCUGCCGCGGUUGGCCCAGUUGAGAACUUUGAGGCUGCACUUCCGGUAUUCUCAGGCUCUAGGCCUUAAUCUCCAAGACUUCGUGCUGCCAACUGUCGAGACUGUUGAUUUGCAGUGCGAGAAGUGCUAG
Messenger RNA from Aspergillus aculeatinus CBS 121060, 1620 nucleotides. RefSeq lists its product as uncharacterized. NCBI's taxonomy places the organism in Eukaryota, Fungi, Ascomycota, Eurotiomycetes, Eurotiales, Aspergillaceae. The transcript is spliced from 3 exons. The record is from RefSeq and is a predicted model, not a curated record. The coding region runs from base 1 to 1620 and encodes 539 amino acids.